Molecule: messenger RNA, 4664 nt
Organism: Penaeus monodon (black tiger shrimp)
Lineage: Eukaryota; Metazoa; Arthropoda; Malacostraca; Decapoda; Penaeidae
Gene: Np
Product: serine proteinase stubble-like
Exons: 10
Coding region: 339-3266 (975 amino acids)
Biological process (GO): proteolysis
Molecular function (GO): serine-type endopeptidase activity
Source: RefSeq, a predicted model, not a curated record
CGGCCCCACCGUGCAGACGCGGCUUCGUCGGCACAGCGAGCGCUCAGACACAGUCCACCUGCUCUCUUCUGCGGGUCCUGCGCCGUGCUCCCCAUAGGAACAACAUCAGUUUAACGGCCUCCGUCAGGAGAUCGAACGCCGCCUUUAAACUUCUUUGAAGCGCUAAUCAAAAGUGUUCAAACAAUACUCGUGUUUGUAGCUGCAGUGCUAACUAUUCCUCAAGGAGCCCAAAGACUGGACGCGUAGCUCGUUCCUCUCCGCCUGCGACGCCACCAGCGCAGCCACAACCCCGAGGCUUCCGAAGGUUCCAGCGCUCUUCCGCGAAGCAGGACAGCGCCAUGACCCGGUUAAAGUGGUCCUCCCUGUGGGCGGCCUGUCUCCUCGCUGCCGUCGGCCUCACCGCCGCCCACCCGUUCCUCUACAUGAGAGGUACCAGACACGGUUACGGGCGUAACAUCAGACCUCUGCCAUGUGUUUCCAAAGGUGGGGAAACGGGCGUAUGUAUGUUUGCGUGGGACUGCAUGAAGGCCAACGGCACACACCUGGGCACGUGCAUCGACAGAUUCUACUUCGGGUCAUGUUGCAAGAUGGAGCACGCCAGGCCACCCCCGGGCCUCAACGAAAUCCCAUCGGGCGGUGGUGGCACGAAGCCCUUCGGCGUCGACACCUCCGGUCAGCCUGAAUUCGACGGGCAGCCAAGCGCGGAGGAGAACGAGGGGUCCAAUGAGACUCAAGAGUCGCCUGGUGAUUCCGACGCUACCAGUGGCUCUGCAUCUACCACAGCAACAGGAUCUACUGCCGGAGCAGAAGGCCCAGCAUCUACCACAGGAACUAGUGGCGAAGCAGAAGGCCCUGCACCUGCCACAGCAACGGGAUCUACUGCCGGCGCAGAAGGCCCAGCAUCUACCACAGGAACGGGAUCUACUGCCGGAGCAGAAGGCCCAGCAUCUACCACAGGAACGGGAUCUACUGACGGAGCAGAGGGAACUGGAGCUACUGGCGGAGUGGAAACCCCAGCCUCUACCGGUGAAGUAGAUGGCUCUACAUCAACAGGAACGGAAGCAGCUGGAUCUACCACUGAGACCGAAGAUGCGUCUGCUGGUGGAGCAGAAGGCCCGGCAUCUACUACAGGAACAGAGGAAGCUGGACCUACAAGCGGAGUGGAGUUCCCUGCAUCUACCACAGGAUCUGAGGAUGGUGAAUCUGCUAGCGAAGUAGAGAUUCCUGCAUCCAGCAUGGGGACAGAAGGAGUUGGACCUUCUAGUGGAUCAGAAAGCUCUGCAUCCACCGCAGAAGUAGGAGCUGAAUCUACAAGUGAACCAGAAGCUCCUGCAUCCACCACAGGAACAGAAGAUUCCGGAUCCACUGGUGGAGUAGAUAGCCCUGCUUCUACCGACGCAGAAGGCGACGGAUCUACUGGCAGCUCAGAAGGCGAGGUAUCUACAGAGGGCCCUGCGUCAGGCAGCGGCAUGGAGGAGGCCAUUAGCACACAGACAACCGAGGGCUUCGACGCGACGCCAACCACGGAGGUGAGCGUCACGGUGGAGCCCUCGCCCUCUCAGCCCGACCUGCCCGCCGGCAGCGGAGACUCCGCCGAUGAGGACACGACUGUCACUCCGGGCUCGGGCGCUUCCUCCCCCGACGCCGCGGCGUCGCAGGCGACCAGUCCGAGCAUGGGAACCGCCACCCCCGUCAGCCCCCCCGCCACGGAGUCCCCCACGGCCUCGGAGGCGACGAUCGUCAUAGAGACGGAAGAGCCACAGACAAUGACCACGGUGAUGAUCCAGGCAGGCUCUGAGAUUGAGCGGCCUACAACCACGGAGGACGCCGGCGCCGCCACGGUCUCCAUCACGGUGAGCGGCGACGCGGACGGCAGCGACGGGACGCAAGCAUCGACGGAAGCCCCGGCCCCCGCGGCGGCGACAUUCCCGCCCGCGACGACCGAGGAGUCGCCAAUCAUCAUUCCAGUCACGACCUUCGCCGAAGCCUCGACAACCAAACCCGAGGAGCCCGUCAGCGAGCCAUUCUUUCCCGUCUUCCCUGCAGCAGCGAGUGAGAAGCCCGAGGAGGCAACAACACUGGUCCCGCCGCCCGAAUCCAGCACAGGGAAGCCCGACGAACCAGUAACUUUAGUGUUUCCGAGUGGUCCUGUAGCCACCGGGAAGCCUUCGACGCUCGCCCCCACGACCGUCGACACGACUGAAGAGCCUGCCAUGACAACCUCCUCUUCUGAAGAAGAAGAAACGAGCGAGCCAACCAUAUCCGAGAAUGAGGAAGGGGACGAUUCGAGCGAAACGACACUGCCAGAUAUUGAUGUUGAAGUAAUAAGCGAGGCACCAGUACCUGAGACAACAAGCAAACCCACCGCGGAAACCACGCUGAUACCCACAACUGCGGAGGCGACGGAGAAGCCCGAGGAACCCGUAGUAGCGACCACCCUGGCUCCGACGGUCACUGCUGAACAAGAAUUGCUAGAGAGGCUAAACAACUCAAAGGCUAAAGACAUUUGUGGCCGACCAGUGUAUCCAACACGAAGAAUUGUUGGCGGCAGUGAAGCCACCUUCGGCGAAUGGCCGUGGCAGGUGUCCCUCCGACAAUGGAGACAGGUGACAUUCCUUCACAAAUGCGGCGCUGCUUUAGUCAACGAGAACUGGGCGAUCACGGCUGCCCAUUGCGUCGAGAACGUGCAGCCCGAGCAGCUCCUCCUGCGGCUCGGCGAGUUCGACCUGGAGCGAUCCGACGAGCCCUAUGCCUUCGCCGAGAGGAAGGUGCAGAUCAUCGCCACCCACCCUCAGUUCGACGCUCGAACCUUCGAGUACGACUUGGCGCUCCUCAGGUUUUACGAGCCGGUCAACUUCCAGCCCAACAUCAUCCCCAUCUGCAUCCCGGAGGACGACUACGACUUCAUCGGCGACACCGGCUUCGUCACGGGCUGGGGGCGGCUUUACGAAGAUGGUCCUCUGCCAUCUGUCAUGCAGAAGGUCCCUGUGCCCGUCAUUACCAAUGAAGAAUGUGAAGCAAUGUACAGGGUGGCUGGCUAUGUGGAACACAUUCCCCACAUCUUCAUAUGCGCUGGCUAUGAGGCCGGCGGUAAGGAUUCGUGUGAGGGCGACUCUGGCGGCCCUCUGGUGAUCCAACGCGACGGCGUGUGGAACCUUGCGGGCGUGAUCUCGUGGGGCAUCGGCUGCGCGCUGCCCAACCAGCCGGGCGUCUACACGAGAAUAUCCGAAUUCAGGGAAUGGAUCCAGAAGAUCGUCGUGUUCUGAGGCGGAGGCGGCGCCGACGAUGCCCUCCCUCGGGGGGCGUCUCUCUCUCUCUCUGGGGAUUAGGAUAACGUUGUUGCAUUUUUGAUAAUUUAUUUGAGUGCGCGUCGUGUAAGGCUGUCUGUUUGUAAAGUGUGCUUGCUUUCGGAGAUAAGUGAACCCGUGGCGUGGCUUGAGUCUAUGUUCAUGGAGAGUGUCCCGCCACUGCCACGAGGGACGCAGAGGCAGUGAUUUGCGAGCUGAUUUUUCUUCCUCUACGAUAGGCAUUAUAUUUUCUCCCCACUUCAUUUUGUUACAUUGUUAUUUGAGUGCGAAUGUUGUUAGAAUGUAGCUGAUGAAUUCAUUGUUAUCAUUAAUAUUAUUAUUAUUAUCAUCAUCACCAUCAUCACUAGUUCCUCAUAUACAGCACGGCCAUCCAGAUCUCGUUUUCGAUUUGGUGCCGAUGUUAUGUACGUAUAUGUGUAAAUGCGAGCGUGUACACUGACGGUAAUGACAUGUACGUUUCGCUGACUCCAUCUUGUGCUCACCUGUCCAUCGCCGCUUCACGUCUCCUGCCGGCCUGUGAUAAUCCUGCUCUGCCGAGCGCCUCCGCCUCCCGCCGCGGCCUCUGCCAAGGUACUUUUAAACAGGUAGCCCCACUCCGUUUUGAUGGGUUUAACAGGCUGAAUGGAAGUGGAGCUACCUGCUUAUAUGUUCCUUGGCCUCGUAUUCGGGACUCGCCUCAGCGCCUGGUGCCUGGACCGCCGGAGGCGAGAGGCCCUUGGGUCCUCCCUUUGACCCCCCCCACGCUCGGCCUCCCCCCCCGGGAAAGGGACGAGGGAGGGCGGUUAUUUAUUUAUUCAUUAUUUAUUUUCUGUAAGGUGCAUUCGACUUCCCUUCUCAAUUUCUCUUUUCUGACUAUGUUAUGUUCAUCGAUAAUGAUAUAUGUAUAUAUAUAUAUAUCUGUGUGUAUAUAUAUACAUAUAUAUAUAUGUACAUAUAUAAUAUAUAUACAUAUAUAAUAUGUAUAUUCAUAUAUAUUUGUUUAUAUAUGUGUAUGUAUAUAUAUACACAUAUAUUUGUACAUACACACACACACACAAACACAUAUCUCUCCCUCUCCCCUCUCCCCCCCUCCGCCAGCCGGCUUCUUGCCAACGCUGGCGAAAACCUCAAGUUGUUGACCGCGCACGAUUGCUGCUCUUGUUCGAGGGCAGUUGUAGAUGAAUCAGGUAUAGCACUUUUAUAUAUUCUAUUGUGUAUUUAUAUUUGAUAUAUUGCGAUGUAUUUUAUUUAUUCUAGAAGUUUUUAUAGUUUGUGUGAGUUAUAUUCAGUUCUCCAGUGCCCUAUUUUAUAUAUGUGGUGCCAGAGGCUUGGCCCCCUUCCGAAAUGUGUACAGAUUAUAAUAAAGAGAAAGGAUUA